This is a messenger RNA of Sardina pilchardus (European sardine), 6223 nucleotides long. RefSeq names its product NACHT, LRR and PYD domains-containing protein 12-like. Gene Ontology annotation, molecular function: protein binding. NCBI's taxonomy places the organism in Eukaryota, Metazoa, Chordata, Actinopteri, Clupeiformes, Clupeidae. Gene Ontology annotation, biological process: intracellular signal transduction. Bases 2558 to 5821 code for a protein of 1087 amino acids. The transcript is spliced from 13 exons. The record is from RefSeq and is a predicted model, not a curated record.
UUUCAGAGCCCUUAUUAGACAUUCUCUGGUAAUUUACAGUAGGCUACACACCCUGGAACGAAAGAAGUUUUUCUGCUGCCCAGAGCAUGCAACGCGGACACGGUCGAGUAUAGGCCUACAGACGUGAUGGCCUCUGAUCCAGAUGGAGAGAAGAAGAGGAGCAGAGCACCCAAAGUGGGCGUGUCUUCAUCUGACUCUGACAGAUGGACACCAGAGGAGGUAGAUGUCCAUAAGAAAUUCCGAUCCACAUUGAAAAGCAAAUUUCAGCAUCUAGUUGAGGGAGUACCUAAUCAGGGAGAAACCAGACUCCUCCAAGAGAUCUUUACAGAGCUCUAUAUCACAGAGGGGGGAAGAGGAAGGGUCAAUGAUGAACAUGAGGUCAGACAGAUAGAGAGAGCAUCCUGGAGACCAUGUGGCAGACCAAUCAAAUGCAGUAACAUCUUUAAACCCUGAUUGGACGAUGAUGAAGCAUCUGAUGUAUCUUCACACAGACAGCACAAACCCAUCAGAACAGUGCUGACAAAGGGAGUGGCUGGCAUUGGGAAAACAGUCUCUGUGCAGAAGUUCAUCCUGGACUGGACUGAAGAUGAAGCCAAUCAGGAUGUCCGCUUCAUAUUUCCUCUUCCUUUCCGAGAGUUAAACCUGAUGAUGGACAAGAAACUUAGUCUGGUGGAACUUAUUCAACACUUUUUUCCAGAAAUAAAAGAUUAAAAAAUCUUCACCAGCUCAAAGCACAGAGUCAUGUUCAUCUUUGAUGGUCUGGAUGAGUGUCGACUUCCUCUAGAUUUCCAUUCCAACCUGAGUUGUUGUGAUGUGACAGAGCCAGUCUCAGUGAACGUGCUGCUGACAAACCUCAUUAAGAAGAAUCUGCUUCCCACUGCUCUCCUCUGGAUCACCACCCGACCAGCAGCAGCCGGUCAAAUCCCUUUUAGAUAUGUGGACCAGGUGACAGAAAUAAGGGGAUUCAAUGACCUACAGAAAGAGGAGUACUUUAAGAAGUACUUUAAUAAAAUAACCAGUAGCGAGAACCUUGCCAGCAGAACCAUCACACACCUGAAGUCAUCCAGGAGCCUCUACAUCAUGUGCCACGUUCCAGUCUUCUGCUGGAUUUCAGCCACUGUCGUCGAGAGAUCAUUUGAAUCAGAAAAAGUAGAAAUGCCAAGAACUCUCACUCAAAUGUACAUUCAGUUCCUGAUAAUUCAGACAAGCAUAAAACAUCUCAAGUACACAGAGAGAAAAGAGACCGAUGAAGAAAUUAUUUCCAACCUGGCAAAAAUGGCCUUCCAACAGCUGGAGAAAGGCAAUCUGAUCUUCUAUGAGGAAUAGGGGUGUCACGAUACCAAAAAAUCAGUAGUCGGUGCCAAUACCAGCAAAAUUACACGAUUCUCGAUGCCAAAUUCGAUACUAUCGUAUAAAAAAAGGAUUUUCUAAAAUCCCAUGUACUUAAUGAAUUUCUUUAAAUAUUUGCAGAAUACUGAAAUAUAAUUUCUACAGUGCAUAACAGAAUACAGUAUCCAAUUGCAAGCAUAUCACAUAGGCUUACACAUAAUUAAUUCAAUCACUUUUCUAAUGGAUUGUAGCCUACUGUAUAAAAACCAACAACUUGCAUCGCCUUUUUAUCGCUUUGCUUUCAUAUAAUGUGAAUGAUUUUUUUUACAAGAUGCAAAGUCUUUAUUUGAAACACACACACAUUCUGUAACUAUUCAUAUAUUCUAUAUACUGAAAUUUCUGAUCUUCAUAACAGCAAACUUUAUGCAGAUUAUAGCCAACUAUUCAUAUUACAACUCCACCUCUUAAAUUCAGCCGUCUGGUUGAAGCCUCAAAAUAUUGUAAACAAAGUAGCAGGCUAUUCUUAUCAUAGCUAGGCUACUCUACUGGUUGGACUGUUCAGUAUCCCCACAUGUGUUUAAGUUUCAAGGUAAGCUACUUUUUCUCCUUGGGACAGGCCCUUUUAAGUCUUGGAGUUGAAAAACAUUGAUAUUGAGAUGGUCAGUCAACUUGAAUGCAAGUUUUAAUCAAAUGUCUGCUGCAUAGCCUGCUAAUGAUGCUAACCGGAUUUUAAACAGCAAUUUAGCUAGUCGUCUUCUGUGCGUCAUUGCGUUCACGAUUGUGAUGUGAAUGUUUUAUUUGGAUUAAAUGUGCAUGUCGUGGGCGGGUGUCCAUUGACCACGCACGAGAGCGGGCCAAGGAGAGUGAGUUUACUUCUACUGUUUGGUAAAGUUGCACGCAUAGUCUACAAACGAUGUGGCAGAAGAACUAUCCACCCGGGCAGCGUCAGGUGCAUCAGUACGACCACGCUUCCAGGAAUGAUUGGUUGGUUUUCAUGGAGACAGACGCUGUGUGCACGGAGGGGACUGUGUGUGUGUGUGUGUGUGCAUGCAUGAGAGACAGAAGCGUGAGUGACAGAGAGGGAGAGCAGGGAAAGGAAAUUCAGCUUAACGAAUGUUGCGUGUUUUUCAAUAGCGUUGAAAAAUAGAUAAAUAAAUAAAAUAAAAAGUAACGAAACCAUAUGUGGCGGCCGGUGCUGAAUCUGUGGCGCAUCGCCUCAAAUUAGUCUAUGUGUGGGAAACACUGUAUUGCCCCCAUCAGUUCCGGAAGAGUCGCAGCACCGAUGCUUAUGCUGGCGUCGGUGCUUACGGUGCUUCGAAAAAAUGGGCAUCGCCGGUGUUUUUUAAUUUUGGAAUCGAGAGGUAUCGCAAGUAUCGGUUCUCGUGACAUCCCUAAUGAGGAAGACCUGAGAGAAUGUGGCAUUGAUGUCACAGAAGCAUCAGUGUACUCAGGAGUGUGUACUCAGAUCUUCAGAGAGGAGUCUGGGCUGUACCAGGGGAAGGUGUUUAGCUUUGUGCAUCUGAGCAUUCAAGAGUUUCUUGCAGCUUUAUAUGUGUUCCUCUGCUUCAAAAACACAGAGACAAGCGUGUCUGACCAACAUCAAACCUCUCAGCUCUCUGCUCUGUUCAGAUCUGCAACACUGCAUGACCUACACAAGAAUACAGUGGACCUAUACUUACAAAUUGAAAACGGACACCUGGACCUUUUCCUCCGCUUCCUUUUGGGCCUCUCACUGGAGUCCAAUCAGAAUCUCCUAAUGCACCUACUGCCACAGACACAUAGUCAGCCACAAAGCUCAGAGCAAACAGUCCAAUAUAUCAAACAGAAGAUCAGAGAUCAAAUCAAUUCAAACAGCAUAAUCAACCUGUUCUACUGUUUGAAUGAGAUGAAUCACCAUGCUGUAGUUGAGGGCAUUGAGAGGAGCUCAGCUACUCUGUAUGUAUACAUGCUUGUACCAGGGCAGUGGGAGACUAGGAGAUUUACAUUUCAGAUUCCAGAAGAGCGGCUGGAUGAGUUUGACCUGCAGAAGUACAUAAGGACACCAGAGACUGAUCAGACUGAACUCCUCAGUCCAGAUGAAGUUCUUCAGAGGCUGGUUCCAGUGGUCACAUCAGCACUGCUGAUUGGUUGUUCCCUCACAGAGAAGACCUGUGCUGCGAUAGCGUCAGCUGCCAGAUCAAACUCCUGCAGUUUGAAGGAGCUGAACCUGAGUCACAAUGAGCUUCAUGAUGCAGGAGUUCAGCAUCUCUCAGAGCUCCUCAAGAAUCCCCACUGCAAACUGGAGAAACUAAGACUGCGGCAGUGUUUCCUCACAGAGAAGAGCUGUGCUGCGAUAGCGUCAGCUGCCAGAUCAAACUCCUGCAGUUUGAAGGAGCUGGACCUGAAUUACAAUAAGCUUCAUGAUGCAGGAGUUCAGCAUCUCUCAGAGCUCCUUAAGAAUCCCCACAGCAAACUGGAGAAAUUAGUAUUGGAGAAAUGUUCCCUCACAGAGAAGAGCUGUGCUGCGAUAGCGUCAGCUGCCAGAUCAAACUCCUGCAGUCUGAAGGAGCUGAACCUGAGUGACAAUAAGCUUCAUGAUGCAGGAGUUCAGCAUCUCUCAGAGCUCCUUAAGAAUCCCCACAGCAAACUGGAGAAAUUAGUGCUGGUGCGGUGUUCCCUCACAGAGAAGAGCUGUGCUGCGAUAGCGUCAGCUGGCAGAUCAAACUCCUGCUGUUUGAAGGAGCUGAACCUGUGUUACAAUGAGCUUCAUGAUGCAGGAGUUCAGCAUCUCUCAGAACUCCUCAAGAAUCCCCACUGCAAACUGGAGAAUCUAAUACUGUGGGAUUGUUCCCUCGCAGAGAAGAGCUUUGCUGCGAUAGCGUCAGCUGCCAGAUCAAACUCCUGCAGUUUGAAGGAGCUGGACCUGAAUUACAAUAAGCUUCAUGAUGCAGGAGUUCAGCAUCUCUCAGAGCUCCUUAAGAAUCCCCACUGCAAACUGGAGAAAUUAGUACUGAGGGAUUGUUCCAUCACAGAGAAGAGCUGUGCUGCGAUAGCGUCGGCUGCCAGAUCAAACUCCUGUAGUUUGAAGGAGCUGGACCUGAACUUCAAUAAGCUUCAUGAUGCAGGAGUUCAGCAUCUCUUAGAGCUCCUCAAUAAUCCCCACUGCAAACUGGAGAAACUAGGAGUGAAUGGUCGUAUCUUCCUAAAGGACAUUCCAGCAGCAGCCUCUGCUAGCAGCUCCCACUCAGAUGCUGCAGAGCUGCACCUCAGGGACAAAGCCCAGCAGGACCCAGGAGCACAGCUGCUCUAUCUGGAAACUCACACGGAGGAUCACCACAAUGAUGCCCCACAGAGUAGCUGUGAAUCCUGUGCUGAAGUUCCAGACUCCAGCCACUGGGUCCUGGUGAAGCCUGAAGUCUCCACAGAGAAGAGCAUCUCCACCUACAGCCUGAGCUCUCCUGCAGGGAGCUAUGAGUGCUCAGAGUCUGGUCUGCGCUGGACAUGUGCUGGUCCAGUCUCUCUGCAGUUCCGCUUCAUGGACUGGCAUCUCUUGGCUGAUGAGCUUCCCCACAUGCAGUACAGACCAGCUGGCCCUUCAAUGGACAUCAAGCUCAUGUCAGGAGAGCUGGAGGAGAUCCACCUGCCACAUUUUCUCUGUUUGGGAGGUAGCCAGUCUUCUCUGAAGGAUGCUGUGGAGGUUCUGCAUAAGCAAGACAGUGGAGUGUUGAUAGAGAAGUGUGAGCUGAGUCGCUUCCAUGCCAGGCUGGUGAACCCCUCGUUUUCUCCUAUUGGGCUUUUCUAUUCUUUCCUAUAUCGUUUGAUCACUGGAAAGAAGCCGGUUGAGGUCCAUGCAGAUGUUCUGGUCUAUCAGAGCAGCAGAGUACCCUGCAUUUUCCGCACAUACCUGCUGCCUGUGGAUACCCAUCUCACAGAGUUAGUGGAGAAGCAGGAAAAAUCUGAGGGAUUCAGAGGGUGCAGACUCCCCAAGCCCCGGCCUGUGAGACCUCUGCAGAUGAAUGGGUUCUACGCUUUGCACACUGGCUGCUUAAAGACUGACUGCUCAAAGACUGACUGCAAUUCCAAAAUCUGUCCAGGAGGGCUAGAUCUCGCAGACAGAAAUUGUGUUCCCAAUUUCUUUGAGGUUCACAUGAGGGAGACUGUGGACUUCAAGAUGGAGCUCCUCAGCUCUGUAGACAAACAGCAAGUCUGGGAAGCAGGGAUCUUGGCCACUGAAUGCUGGAACAAUCCCCAGCAGGACAAUGUGAACACCUCUACGGAAGUUCCUGUCUCUGCACUCCCACAAACUGCUAACAUCCGGACCCCUGUGGAAGUGUCCACUACCAGCACAGAGGAGAUGCCCUCUGGCUCCUCUAACCCAGUCCAGCCAGCCUCAGUCUCGUCCUCCGUUACGGCUCACACUGGUGGAGUUGCUGUGUGUCCUAGUCUCUCUGGAAAUACCUUCUAUGGACCAGUAUACAUGUCGCCAAAAUCAGAUCACAUUCCACCAAAGUGAACUCCAAGAUGUUGCUGAAACUACCCUUCAUCAUGUUGCUCUAUGUGCCAAUAAAAUAAAGCUCCAGUCUAGUAGCACUCAGGUUUCCUAUUACACACUUUUGAAGACAAAUAAAUUGAAUGUGUCUAAUGUUUAAAGGCUUAAAGUUUCAGAUGUUAAAGAUUUGAAUGUAAAUAAUUAUUUAUAGCAUAUUAAUUAUGUAUAAACUUCCGAAUGAACUUUAUUCAUCUUUAUUCUAAGCCCCAUUAUAGGCUACUAUUUGAAAUAUGCCACAGGCUUAGUGAAUUCAGCAAGGAUUAUUAACAAGGUGUUGUUUUGUUCUGCAACUAUUGUUUGUUUGCCUAAUUUAUGUAUAUGUCUUAUUUUUUUAACUUCAAUAAAUAAACCUGCAGAUUAAUUUAA